AUAAAAAAUUGCAUAUAUGCUCAUUUAAAAACCAAGUUGUCAAAAGUAUUUGUCGUCGUAUAUCCUACGUAUGUAUGUAUAUAACUAUGUAUAGGCAUGGCUGAAGAUUUAAUCAGAACAUUUGUGGACGACACCUGAUGAAAUGCUCCAAAUGCUAUGUAUGUAUGUAUAUAAAGGCAUGGAAGCUAUGUAUGUAUGUAUAUAUAGGCAUGGAUGAACAUUUAAUCAGAACAUUUGAGGACGACACCUGAUGAAAUGCUCCAAAUGCAAAUCUAUUACAAAAACCAUAAAAAACACAAAUUGGUUGCUAAUUAAAUAUUGAUUAAUUAUCAAAAAAAUGAAUCAAUAUUAAAAAUUCCGAGGGGAUAAGACAAGUGGCAGGCCUUGAACCAAGGGAUAUAGGGAUAGAUAUUUUUGCCUAGUUAAAAAUAUAAAAUAAGACAAUAAAAUAAAGAGCUUGAAAAAGGAAACUAAAAAAGAAAAGUUGGGAUGCUAUUAGCAAGUGAUAAAAUAGACUACCAAAAGGAAUAAAAGAAAGGAGUGGAUCAAGGAAAAGUUGACUAGCUCUAUGGGCAGGUGGCAGGGCAGGAGCCAGUUGCUCUGUUGAAUUAACAAUCUCUGUACUCUUUCCGUAAAUUUAUCUUCUACUUUAUGCUUGUUCCAAGUCUCCCAUCUAGCCCUAGGGCUUCCAGUUUAAGUUACUGUAUGUAUAUCAUCUUCAUCCUCACAAUUACGCUUGAGCCUUCUUCUAUACGUAGCCAUUCUCUUCGGGUCACCAGUUUUCACUUCAUUCAUUCUCUCUCUCUCUGUCAAAGUCAAAGGCGGUCUCUCAAUCUCAAACCACCAGUUUCUUUGACUCUAUCUUUAUGUUGAUCCUCACAAAUAAGCCACCAUUUUCCACUCUCUCUUCAAAUCAGCUAAUUGCUCACUCUUUGUGAGAAAAGCAAGUUUGGUUUGUAUAUAUAUCAUUGCCUUCAUUUUCCUCAUCACAUAGAAGAUUAUAUCCAUCCACUAAUGUCUCGCUCUCAUGCAUUAACUUGCAUUUUUUGAAUCUUUAUCCUUUUACCUUACUCUCCGUUCAACAGCAGUAAAUCAUCAUGGUAUCUUUUUUCUUUCGCUACAUGUAUAUUCCACAAUGGUUUUAGUUUCCCUAUCUCGUUUCUUGUUAUUGGAAAAAAACAAAGACCAUGCAUGCCACAAUGUAUGGAUCAUAUAUAAGAAAUAAUUCCCAUAUCCAUGACUUACCAGAUGUAAUUCUCUCCAACAUUUUCAACUUGGUUGCUGAUACUCGUACUAGAAAUGCACUGUCCCUUGUUUGUCUCAAAUGGAAAGUGUUAGAGCGUGCAACACGCAAAUCUAUCACUCUACGUGGCAAUAUCCGCAAUCUUUUCCUCCUCCCUACUUGUUUUCAAGCUGUCACCAAUCUUGAUCUCUCUUUUCUUUCCCCUUGGGGAUAUCCAUUAUUUGAAUCAUCCCCAAACGCAUCAAUUCUUGCUCAGCUAUUCCGCCGAGCCUUCCCUUCAAUUGUUUCUCUAACUAUUUACGUCCGAACUCCAACAACUCUCCAUCUUCUUGCUCCUCAAUGGCCAAAUCUACGCCAUAUAAAGCUUGUCCGCUGGCAUCAGCGUUUAUCCUCUCCUUUUGGCUCUGAUUUUCUCCCACUGCUUCAGCAUUGCUCUUCGCUGUCUUCCCUUGACCUCUCUCAAUUCUAUUUCUGGACGGAAGAUCUUCCACCAGCUCUAGAAGCUCACCCUGAAGUUGCAGCUUCACUCUGCCACUUGAACAUUCUAACCCACUCUUCCGUUGCAGAGUUCAAGUCCCAUGAGCUUCUUGCAAUAACGGCUGCCUGUCCGAAUCUCCGCCAGUUACUUGCAACCUGUAUAUUUGAUCACAGGUUCAAUGGUUUUGUAGGGGAUGAGACUUUGCUUGCUCUUGCUUCAAAUUGUCCUUGCCUUUCCCUUCUUCACCUUGCUGAUUCUACUUCAACGUAUAGGGCUGACCCAGAUGACGAAGAAGGAUACACUCCAGAAGAUGCUAGAAUUAGCCAUGCUACACUCGGUGACUUUUUUGCUGCAUUGCCAUUGCUAGAAGAGUUGGUUCUUGAUGUUUGUCAUAAUGUUAGAGACACAGGGAUGUCGCUGGAGCUGCUCGCUUCCAAGUGCCCGCGUCUUAAAUCUUUGAAGCUGAGACACUUCCAUGGGAUGUGCAUGGGAAUAGAUUCUCAGCCAGGAGGCAUUGCACUCUGCAGAGGUUUGCAAUCUUUAUCCAUUGGUAACUCUGCCGAUUUAACUGAUUCUAGCUUGAUAGCUAUUUCACUUGGCUGUCCAAGACUUGCCAAGUUUGAGGUCUACGGAUGCCAGGAGAUCACAGAAAUGGGGAUGAGGAUAUCAGCUUCUAAUCUUCAGAAAACGUUGAUUGAUGUGAGGAUCUCUAGCUGCAAGAAUUUUAAUGCUCUAUGCACACUGAAGGCUUUGCAACCAAUCCAGGACCAGAUACAGAGACUGCACAUUGAUGGUGCGUGGGAGGGCCUCCAACAGUCUGAUGGGGAGACUGGCAGUUCCAAUAAUCAACCUGUGGGAUCCAAGAACCUCCAAACUGAAAAGCAAAAAUUCACAGGGAAAGAAACAUCCUUAAAGAAGAGACUCAAAUGCCAUUCGGACGAGGACUGUUCUUACUCUCAAAGUGGUGGAAGUGGAGAUCCUAUUUCUUCAAAAACUUGGGGAAAGCUGAAAUAUCUUUCUCUUUGGUUCGCCGUUGGUGAAUUGAUGACAACAUUAGCUUUAGUGGGGUUGGAGGACUGCCCAGUGCUAGAAGAGAUUCAAAUAAAAAUCGAAGGUGACUGCAGGAAUCAACCAAGACCUCACAUGGCUGCAUUCGGACUAAGCUCUCUCAGGUGCUUUCCUCGGCUCUCAAAGAUGCGACUGGACUGUGGAGGAGCAACUGGUUAUGUUCUUACUGCUCCCUCGGGGUCUGUUGAUUUGAGCAUGUGGGAGAGGUUUUUUCUCAAUGGAAUUGGCAGCUUGAAACUUGUUGAAUUAGAUUAUUGGCCUCCACAAGAUACAGAUUUUAAUCGUAGAAGUCUCUCUCUCCCUGCAGCAGGAUUCCUUGCACAGUGCACGACUCUAAGAAAACUUUUCAUUCAUGGCACAGCUAAUGAACACUUCAUGAUGUAUUUGCUAAAGAUACCCACUCUUAGAGAUGCACAGUUAAGAGAGGAUUACUAUCCUGCACCGGAGAAUGAUUCAAGCACCGAGAUGAGAAUAGACUCGUGUAGUAGAUUUGAGGAAGCUCUUAACCGCCGUCGGAUCCCUGACUGAAAAUCAGAAGCCCAAAUUAAGCUUAUGAAUUUGAAGCUUAAGAGUGUUGGCAAUAAUUCUGUACAGAAGAUCAAGAUUAUUAUAACCUGCUUUCAUGCUUGAAGUAGCCUGGUCUUAUCAUUUCAUGCCUAAAGCCAAGUUUUAAAGAAUAACAGAUAUGAAAGCAUAUAUAUGACAUAAACAAACUGAUAACAAAGCAUCUUUACUGCACAAAAACAAAUCUGUCAGUUUGCUCCUAGACUGACGACUACUUUUACCAAUCUUUUUCCUUUUUCAAUUUUUUUUUUUUUUUUUUUUUUUUUUUUUGUUGUUUUUUAACAUGGCAGGAAAAGCCCCAAACGGACCCUAAAUUUACCAUUCAAAUUAGCAACAAGGUAUGCAAUUCUAGGAUGUAUCCCACAGAUUUAAAAUUACCAUUUUCAAGUAAGCAAAACUGAAAGCAUAUCUAGAAGACAAGACUUCAAGUACCAACACUUCUACUCAUGUAUGAGUGGAUUGUAUUCACUCGAACAUAUUCUGAAGAUUUGACAUUCUUUAAAGUAGUUCUUCUAGUCAUGUAUGAGUGGCUUGUAUUCAUUCAAAUUUAUUCUGAAGCUUAUCUUGCAGAAGAGACUUCAAGCACUAACACUUAUUCUACUCAAUGUAUGUGUAGAUUGUAUCCACUCAAACAUAUUCUGAAGACUUGACAUUCUUAAGUUACGUCUUCUACUCAUGUAUGAGUGGAUUGUACUCACUCAAACAUAUUCUGAAGAUUUGACAUUCUUACAGUACUCCUACUCACGUACGAGUGGAUUGCAUUCAUACAAACAUAUUCUGAAGAUUUGACAUUCAUGUAUGAGUGGAUCAUAUUCACUCAAACAUAGUCUGAAAAUCUGACAUUCAUGUAUGAGUAGAUGAUAUUCACUCAAACAUAUUCUGAAGAUUUGACAUUCUUAAAGUACUAUUACUCAUGUAUGAGUGGAUCGUAUUCACUCAAACGUAUUGCGAAGAUUUGACAUUCUCAAAGUGCUGAUAUAUUCACAAACUUUCCAUUAUUAUUCUUGUUCAUGUGACAACAAUAUGGACUUGCAACAGUUUUACUAUGAUGCAUUUGUACUUUGUUAAAAAUAUAUUUUUUUGCUGUUUCAUGAUCUCCUUCAUUUACAUCUUCAAAUUAUUAAAGUUCUGAAUCCUGAUUCUCAACUUGUCAAAGACAGAUAUUUAUCUAUUAGUAACUAAUUAUAUAAACAUAUAUCACAUGAUCUCAUCACAACCAUUAGUAACUAAUUAUAUAAACAUAUAUCACAUGAUCUCAUCACAACCAUUGUUUAAUUAACAGGCAGUUGUUUGUUGUCAAUUACACCUUGGAAGCUAUAAGGGAAGACAAGCUUGAUUAGCAUAUUUUGGAAAUGCAUAACU
Ziziphus jujuba (common jujube) is the source of this 4715-nucleotide messenger RNA. RefSeq names its product F-box/LRR-repeat MAX2 homolog A. NCBI's taxonomy places the organism in Eukaryota, Viridiplantae, Streptophyta, Magnoliopsida, Rosales, Rhamnaceae. The transcript has a single exon. The record is from RefSeq and is a predicted model, not a curated record. Gene Ontology annotation, cellular component: SCF ubiquitin ligase complex. Gene Ontology annotation, biological process: SCF-dependent proteasomal ubiquitin-dependent protein catabolic process. The coding region runs from base 1188 to 3317 and encodes 709 amino acids.